This is a messenger RNA of Drosophila bipectinata, 995 nucleotides long. Its product is annotated as serine hydrolase-like protein. Lineage: Eukaryota; Metazoa; Arthropoda; Insecta; Diptera; Drosophilidae. The record is from RefSeq and is a predicted model, not a curated record.
AAAAACAACACAAGAUUGCAGUCGGUAUGGAAAGCUUUGCAAGAAAUAGUACUUUGCACUACAAGGAUGUGAAAAUCCCAGCGCCUUGGGGUUAUAUUUCCGGACGCUGGUAUGGAAAUCGAGCGGAAAGGCCCAUUCUGGCCAUCCACGGCUGGAUGGAUAACCUGGGCACCUUUGAACGCCUGAUCCCCCUGAUCUCAGACUGCGUGGGAGUGCUCUGCAUCGAUCUGCCGGGUCACGGAAGGUCAUCCCGCCUGCCAUCUGGGAUCUGUUACAGUGUCUACGACUAUGUCUACAUCAUACCCAUGGUAAUGAAGGAGUUCGGAUGGACGACGGUCUCCCUUAUGGGACACUCUUUGGGUGGCGUCAUGAGCUUCAUGUAUGCGAGUAUGGCUCCGGACACCGUGGACCUGAUCAUCUCGCUGGAUGUCCUGCUACCUCGGAGAGUCACUAAUCCCAGCAAGAUAACACAAGACAUCGAAAAAUGUCUGGCGGAGGAGAGACGACAGGUGGACGCCGCACAGGAGCCACCAUCCUUUACCCUCAACCAGCUUCGAGUGGCGCUCGACAAGGGCAGCAACCACUCGGUGCCCCUGAAGUUGGCUGAUCAUAUGCUCCAUCGCCAGGUCGCCAAGUCCCAAAUAUACCCGGACAAGCUCUUCUUCUCGAGGGACGGCCGCGUCAAAUUCUACCACAUAUUCGACAUCGAGCCUGGGCUGGCCGCGGAGAUGGCCAAACGCAUUCGAAGGAAACCCUACCUCAUCAUCAAGGGAGGACUCUCGCCGUUUGUGGGGCACAACUGCGAUGAGGCCAUGUCUAUUCUGUCGCAGGACAAUCCAAAUUUCCACUUCUACGAGGUGAAAGGCGCCAGUCACCACGUUCAGCUCCAGGCGCCCGAAGAAUGCGCCCAAUACAUAGCACCCUUCAUUCGGAGUCACCGCUCUGCGACAAAUAGAAUCAUCAGGAAUAGUGAAAUUACAAAAAGUAAACUGUGA